GCCGCGUGUGUGUCAUCUCUGACGUUACCGGCCCGCCUACAUCGCCCUCUGUCUCCCUCAGUGACAGAGAGAGACGCUGCAGCUGCCUCACGGAGGAUCCACGACUCGUCGGGAGUGAACCGGACUAAUGUCAGCGUCACGGCGAGGGAAGCACGGCGUCCGCUCAGUCCUUAGUGCUAUGGAUACCGGAGGACAGCACUGACCAUCCAGGAACCAUGCCUACUGUCCUCGGUGGCAAAGGGAAACUUUCCAUUGUCUGCAUUCUGCUCCGAUGCGCAUAUUCUCAGGUAAAAAGAAGCCAACACAACUGCUGUGCCAAAGAUAUUUUCGAGGACAUGACUCAGUCCUGGCCGUCCCAGCAAGCCUUUGGGGGUGACCAGGAGCGGCGAAUCCUCUACAAGUCUAAGGAUGCAAAACAAGCCGCUGCACAGCAAAGACCAGGUCGGGGCGAUGUCCAGCUGCGAAUGAACCGCCACCCUCACGUUGCACCUCACAAAUCCAUGCUCGCCGAUGACCUGAAGCUGAGCAGUGAUGAGGAUGACACCCAAAGGGGCCUUCAUGAGUCAUCUUCCUGGGAUAGACACAGCCUGUCAGCACAGCGAGCGCACACACACGGCAGGCGGGUGAGACAUUCCAGCUCCGACUCUUCGGGCUCGGACUCCAGCGUCGAGUCGGCCAGCAGCAGCCUUCGUUCCCGGAGCCCCAGCCAGAGUCCAGAAGUUCACCCACAUCCUGCGUCGCCUCCUGCCAACGCGCAGCCACCGUGCAGCAACAAGGAGACUGAUCACCCAUCUGCUGCCCAGUGGCAGUUGGAUAAAUGGCUGAAGAAGUCUCGGAAAAAGUCUGCCAGCAGUGAACAAGAUCCCUCCCAGAGCAUUCCAGGACGCCUGCUCUCCCCCCAUAACCAGCGCGCCCCAUCGCCAGCCAGGUCGUGGGACAGCGAUCAGGAGUAUAGCCCUAGCCAAAGCCCUAUUCCCAGCCCACAGUUCAAUUACAGCCGCAACAACAGCCCCCUGCCUAGUCCCGGGUACAGCUUCUGCCCUAGCCCCAGUCCUUUUCCCAGCACCUGUCCAAGUCCGAGCCCGAGUCCAAGGCACGGACGGGAUAGUCCCAGUCCGGUUCCAAGUGUUUGCCCCAGCCCGUGUGGGAGCCCGACAGCCAGCCGUAGCCCUAGCCCCUUGCCUAGAGAUCCUCCAAAAAGCCCAAGCCCCACUCUACCUGCUCCACCGAGGGUGAGUCACUACCCUGAGGUUCAGACUCAGAACCAAACACAGCCAGUCAGUUCCCACAGGACAAAAAUUAGGCCAUGGAUUGCCCCAGUGCCCAACACCAACACAAAGAGCAAACCCACUAGUAAUACUCAUGCCCAGCCACCUCAUCAGCACAGGCCCAAGACUCGACCCACCAAGGACCAAGAUCAAAGCCAAAGGAAGUCCAAGUCCUCUGCGGUUUUAACUUCUGAUCAGACUCAAAGUCACAAAUCUAAACCCAAGCCUGACUUAUAUUCAAGCUCUAAAAAAACGUCGGAUGCUCCCGCGGCUAAAAACAGAUCACACUUUGAGCAGGGUAGCCGAUCCAGCCACCAGCCCCGUCUUCCAUUUCAGCCUAGCUCACGACAUAGUCCCACCAGAGCAAAGCACUUAGUUCCCUCUAGUCGUGAAAACAACACUGGUCACAAUUCUCAUUCCCAAUCUACCUCGAAAGCUGCUCAUAAUUCUAGUGCUGGGCCCAUCCACAGGUCCAAGUCUUGGGAGGCCACAGCGCCGACCUCUGCACAUGUUAUCCACACGAAAUCAACGCAAAAGAAGCCCCAAGCUAAGGAACAGGGAGUGAAUCACAGAAGGGAUCAUCAGACGCAAGCACAAGGGAGACAACACGAGAGAAAAGAGGAGAGGAAUAGGGAAAAGCAACGAGGGAAACAGGAGAGAAACGAAGGCAGGAGGCUGGCGGAGGAGCAGCUUCUGAGACGUCCCUGGAUCCAAAGUUCAUCUGAAGAAGAGGAGGAGGAGGAGGAGGAGGAGGAGACAGCAAGAGAACGGCAGAGGAAGAGAGAGGAGACGGAAAGAGAGGAAAGCAGGAGGAAGAGGGAGCAGCCACACAGAAACGAAUGGCAAACAGUCCAGGCCAAGCAGAGGGUGCCUUCAAACAGCCAGCGACACCGACUCCAAGACGACUCACGCCAUCAGGGGAGGACCAGAACGGGGAGAAGUGAAAAGGAGAGAGCGCCACAGCGAGACCCAUCGCCUCCCCAUUCUUCGCGUUCCCCAACUCCUCGCCGAACAUCCUCCUCAUCCUCUGCCGCUUCCUCCUCAAAUUCAGAUUCAGAGUCUGAAUUUCAGGCUCCGGUCGCCAGAGUCCCGGCGGACUCCACGUCUCACAAGAAAGGCCAACCAGACUCGGGCAGACCCGACGCCACCAGGCCGAAGGCAGUGCACUCCAAAGCGCCCAGCUCGGAUAAAACAAGCGACGCUCCGCAAAGUGAGAGCAAGCAAAAACUCUACACCCUGGUGCCAUUUGGAAGAGGAGAAAAGGCUGCAUACCCCUCCCAGCGGGGGUUGAGAAAUCUGGUGGUGCACAUAGACCUCUGUCUUCUCAAGAGGGUCCCAGACAGCACUACCACCUCCCCUGUUAAAAAAACUCCCUCUUCCUCCUCCUCCUCCUCCUCCUCUUCAUCAACCGGGGACAAGCAAACGGAGGCUAUGAAACACGUGCAUGUCCCUGACAGCAAAAGGAAACGCAAGCUGGAGAAUGGCGUGUCACACAGAGAAAGCAAGAGGAGUCUUGUUUAUACAAAUGACAUCUCAAACCACACACAGUCUUCAUCUCUCCCAGCUGAGACCUUCACAUCUGAGAACACACAAAAUGGGUAUUUGGAGGAGUACUUGGACGAUAAGAGGCCAUUGUCACCUCUGUCUCCAUUGUCCCCCUUGCCCCUGAGCCCUGAGUCUACCAAGCCUACCUCCAAAGCAAAGACCGCUGAGCAGCAGAACGUCAACAAUCACAAGAGCAAAGACAAAAAUAAAGAGUCUUCUAUAAAGCCCAAGACGGAGGUGGAGUGCGUAAAAGUGUCAAAACAACAACAACCCCAACCGACGGCGGAGUCAUGGGCCCCUGCAGGACAGAGAGGGACGGUGCCAAACCCUGAAACUCCUCACCACGCUGAGUACUACCUACAUGAAGCUAAAAGAAUGAAACAUCGCGCUGACGCCAUGGUGGAUAAACUCGGGAAGGCUGUGAACUACGUUGACGCCGCUCUCUCAUUCAUGGAAUGCGGAAAGGCAAUGGAGGAAGGGCCACUGGAGGCGAAGUCUCCUUACACCAUGUACGCGGAGACCGUGGAGCUUAUUAGAUACGCGAUGAGGCUAAAGAGCCACUCCGGCCCUGGGGCGAGACAGGAAGACAAACAGCUGGCGGUUCUGUGUUUCCGAUGCCUGGCCCUCCUCUACUGGCAGAUGUUUCGUUUAAAGAAGGACCAUGCACUGAAAUACUCUAAAGUACUGCUGGAUUACUUUAAGAGUUCUCCCAAAGUGCCUACUACACCACCCGGUUGGAACGACUCUGGGAAGGGUACAGGAGGACCCCCCGCUUCACUGUCACCCAAUGCCAAGCACCUAGGACGGGGUUCACAUGGGGGCAGCAGCUCUGCCUCUGUCAUUAGCAUUCCCCAACGUAUCCACCAGAUGGCAGCGAAUCACCUGAACAUUACCAACAGUGUCCUGUACAGCUAUGAGCAUUGGGAGGUGGCAGACAACCUUGCAAAGGAGAAUAAAGAGUUCUUCAACUACUUAAAUACCCUGUCUGGGCCAUUGACUCUUCACAGUAGCAUCGCUCAUGCCGUCCAGUACACCAGACAGGCUCUUCAGUGGAUACGCAUUAGUGCCAAACUUAACUAAGGAUUUACUUUAAUCUGCCUACUGGAUCUCCAGGCCUCAUUUACUGUAAAAAAAAAAAAAAAAAAAGAAAAAAAAAAGACAGUACUUUGGACCCCUAUGCAGCUAAUAGGACAGCACUGAUACCUACAGUGGAGUGUGAAAUGGAGCCUAACGGCUUACGUUGCGGCGCAUACGGUUCCUCGCUGUGUGCAACGCAAGAAUGAUCUUCCUCAUCAUUGAAUCAAUCCGAGUAUGCAGUGGACAGUUGCAGUCUCUAAUCAUUUGCCAAAUGUCCGCGGACAUCAAAGAACUCACGUGUGUGCACACUCGCGUGCAAAGCCUUUUUUUUUUGUACUUGGUAAUUAAUCAUUACCCAGCAGACUGUUUUCUCUGGAGAGGAGAUGCUAAAAGGAGACCAACCAAGCACACAAAUGUAUCCGCAUCUUUUUCUAAUGAAGUUUGAUGUCUAAAGGAUAAAAUAUUCUGACUUUUAUGUGUUUUUACUGUGCAAUAUUUGAUGGUUUAUCUGUUUUUAGAAAAAAAGAAGAAAAAAGAAGAGAAUAAAUUG
Messenger RNA from Mugil cephalus (flathead mullet), 4440 nucleotides. RefSeq names its product AF4/FMR2 family, member 3 (gene aff3). Lineage: Eukaryota; Metazoa; Chordata; Actinopteri; Mugiliformes; Mugilidae. The transcript is spliced from 19 exons. Gene Ontology annotation, cellular component: super elongation complex; nucleus. The record is from RefSeq and is a predicted model, not a curated record. Gene Ontology annotation, biological process: regulation of gene expression. The coding region runs from base 216 to 3893 and encodes 1225 amino acids.